AUGGUGUACGCUAUUAUUAUAAAAGAUGGCGAGUCAAAGAAGAUAGUUAGCAAAAGCAAACAACCCAUUUGGGGGGGGAAAAAAAAAAUCGAAAAAAAGAAAAGUACUAGUCUAUGCAAAAAAGGGGCCGCGAACUCCAGUUACUGUUACAAGAAUAAUCAGUAUUCCAUAUUAAACUAUUUUGACGUCAAAAAAAAAAAAAAAAAGACGAACGGGAUAAAGAAGAAAGUACACCCAAUAAAAAUGUCGACACAAUGCAAAAAUGACUCGAAUCAGAACGGACACAUUUUGACGUACAUAAAAUGGAUAUGUGAAGAAAAAAAAAACGAAAAGGGAAAUAUAAAGGAACACAUUUUAAAAUUACUAACAUUGCUAAAAAAGGAAGAUAUUUAUUUGAAAAGGUACUUCCCGAAGGUGUACAAUUUUGAGCAAAAAAGGAAACAAAAAGGAGAUACAAGCAGAAAAACAAAUUGUAAAGAAAAAAUUUACGUUAAUAAUAUUUACAAUAGGAACGUCAAAAGGACCAAAUUUUAUUCCAAUAUAGUGAAUGGUGCUUUAUAUGAAUACAAGCUGACCUACUGCAAAGAAAACAGCCUAAUGACAUUUCACUAUUACGAUGGGAUUAGGAAAUCAUUUAAGGUUUCCAGCGGUACCUUCUUUUACCUCAUAUCAGAUGACAAGAGUGUGUUUCGGCGUAGUGCCCUUAACAAUGAGGGGUCAGCUGAGCAGGACGCCCUACUCCCCCACAAGAACAACUACAUCUACACGUUUGAGCGAAACUGCGAAAAUAAGAUAAACGUCCAAAUAAUAGACGUUUUAAGCAAAACGAGGAAGACAGAAUUCUCCCUUGGGUAUACCCCCCUCCGAGUAUUUUACCACAAUGACCAUUUGUUUUUUGUAAAUUCGUUAAGCUGUACCAACGGACGGAAGUACUUCACGUACUCCUUCUACAAGAACAACGUGAAGGAAAAAAUUCGAGUGCUCUACUUGUCCGCGGUUCACCCGUUCUACUGCAGCAAAGACGUAGGCGGGAACGACUAUCCCUUUUUCCGCAAGUGCAAAUAUUUUCACCGUGAGGAGGGGGUUUUUAUGUGGACCGACCCGUUGUGGCAGGGUUCGUCGCACACCCCCACGGAGGCAUUCCCAGCCGAUUCAUCCACAUCUUCCACUUCUUCCACUUCGUCCACUUCUUCUGCAUCUUCCACUACGUCCACUACCUCGACUUCAUCCGAUGGCCCCUCCUCGGUUCGGGAGGAGCCCUGCGAAACGCGGCUGAACCAAAUCCCAAACAUGAACAUAAUACACAUCAACUCCAACGUGAACAUCUGCAUCGCGUUUGAAGAAAACACGGAGACGUACUUCUUCUUUUAUAUCCUCUACAAUGUGGUAAAGUACAACAAGAAAUACCUGAAGGAUUAUUUGAAGGAGGAGAAAAUGGACAAGUUUCUCCCUUUCCAGCAUUUCCUAAGCAUCGAAAAAAAGCAGUUUUUUUACAAAAAAGAAACGUACAGAAACAUAAAUUUUAACACAGAAGCUUACAAACCACAACUUGUGAUCACCACCGGAGGAAAUAAAAGCAUCCAAAGUAGAAUUAAAUUAUGUGUCUACGAUAAUGCCAACAAUUUGCUAUUUCUUAUCCCAAUAUAUCACAAAUACGUGAAGGAUAAAAUUAAGGUUGUCCCGAAUGUGUUAAAUUUCACUACGAUUAACAUGACAAGGGAGUUCUCCACCCUUAAGUACUACCCCUACAACAUGUGUGCCUUCCUCAACAACCAAAUGAACACAACCCAUUUGGAGUGCAACCCGAGGGAACGAAAUUUCGAUCACACGAUUGUUAACGUUUCUACUGGAGAAAAGAGGAUCCACUAUUUUAAAAAGCUGAUAAAGCAAAAGAGGGACAUACUAAAAUGGAAAGAUGGCGAAAGAGAGAAAAAGGAUCCAAAAAAGAACACACAGGUAAAUAGACUCAUCCUAGAUGUUAACAAAAUGAACCACUUCAUUAUCAUCCUGAACAAAGAUGGAAUGCUCUACCUACUCUCCGACGAUGUCUACCUCUCAAGCAUAUACCUGUACAACAACACAGCGCAGAUAUAUAACAUACACAACUCAGAUCUCUGUCAUGUCACUGUUGAUACGAUCGACUUUGACAAGAAGAAGCUCCGCUUGAAAUCAUAUAGAGUCCACAUCGACAUACUACCCAAAAACCCCACCCUCAAAUUUGUCCUGUCCUUUUUCUACAACUAUAUAUGCAAAAAGAUUGCCACUCAGUUUUUUACCCUCUGCUUUUAUGAGUGCAGAAGGGGGCAGCAGAACAAGGGCAUUUUUCACUUUCUCAAUAUUGACAUAUACUUUAUGGGUCACCACGAUUUGGGGUACUCUCACCGGGGGGGGGCUUCCCCGAGCAGCGUCAAGGCGCAAAAGGAAAACGAGCAAAGCACAAACGGGGUAAGCGAACACGGGAAAAGUUCAAACGGGCGAAGUGUAAAUCUGUGGAGUGCCCAUUUGCAGAGCGGAUACACCCAGACACAGAAAUGCUUCCCCCACCCGAACCAACAGUUUGGUGCCCCCCCAAUCGCGAAGGACACCUGGGUAAAGAACCAAACGGAGAAGUACGAAAUGUUCAACAGAAACUUUUUCGAAGUGGAGAAUCUGGCCCAUAUCGAGUUCAGCCGAUUUGUAUAUCUGUUCAUGCUUAUCUGCGUAGAAGACUUAAAAAUGUACAGAAGAAUGGAAAAAUAUUUGUAUCUUAAAAAAGGGAAGAACCUCAUACCCACAGAGGAGUACAUCGAAUCGAAAUUUAACUGCUUCAGGUUUGGACAAGCAGAGGAAAGUUCAAAUAGUGAGGAGGAUCAUGGAUCUUCUUCUAAUUCCUGUGACAGUGACGAUAAGGUGGAGAAGAUAACACACGGAAGGUUCCUCCCACGUGGUGGCAAAAUGGAUAAAGGCGUGGACCUCCCCCCAGACAGCACCUCCAACAGCUACUACUCCGUUAUUAACAAUUUUAUUACCUACCUACAUGACAAGUACAAGCAUAUUUACCGCAAUAGGUAUCUCUUGUUAGCCUAUCUACACUCCUACUAUGACGAAAUCAGCAUGAGCGAGUUGGUGGAACAAAAAAUCAAAGACGACAUCGUAUUUUUAAUUCUUGUCCUGUCAUACACGUUGAAGCUGUACAAUUUUAUGUUUCACUACAUGAACAAGCUGAGUUCAUGGCGGAAAAGAGAUCUGCUUCCCUUUUACAAGCAUGUAUGUAGAAGGUACUGCAAGGAAGAAUUGCUAAAACGGUGCAUAUAUGAUGUAACACGUCAGGAGUUCCCCCUAACGGUGCGAAAAAGCGAUAGAUGCUCUUCUCUCAAAAUGGAGCAAAGGGGAGACCCCAUUUGUGGAAAGACACAACGAAUCCAUUCCCCCCUUAGUAAAAACAGAGUGAUAGAAUUACAACAAAGCCACCAAUUUGACAAAUACACAUUUUUAAACAAUUACCUAAAGGGAAAAUUCACCAAACUGAGUAGCAUCCCAAACACAAUGGAACUUCUUAGCCAAAUUGCUAAUUGCUACGAUGCGGAGGAGGGGCAUAGCCACUUGAACCAUUUUUUGAAUGCUACCUUCUUUCUUCAACAUAAUGAGAAUCACACAAAGAAGCUCAAGCUCAAAUAUGAAUAUUACUUGAGGGAGGUGGAGCAACUUUUCAGGGUUCUCAUGGAGGAGGAGGACAGGAGGAAGAGAAGGGGAAAACGGAGAAGAAGGAAGAAGAAUAUUAAGAAAGGGAAGUAUAGCCAAAGUAGAAUGACCCGUAUAACCACAAGCGAGAGCCACGUAACAGACUGUUAUGCAAACUUCCAGUCCUUCAAAUCGUUAAUCCUUCUUGACAAUAAAAUGAAAUUUCUGUACUAUUUUUCCCCCCUGUAUUUUCCGCUAAAGAAUUUGCUAAUUGCCUCCCAUUUGAGUCUACUCUAUGGACAAAAUUUGAAAAAAAAAAUUAUCAAAGAUAACUUUCUUAGGAAUGUUGUUAAGAACGAGUUGGAUGUAAUUUAUGUACCCACCUUUCCAGUAAAUUUUAUGAAAAGCGCAGAAGAGAAGGGGUCUCAAGGAGGAAGAAACAGUUGUGUACAUAAUUCUACCCGCGGUGAAGUCCCCAAAGAGGAGGCAACAUACGGAAGGAAGUCCACACACAGGAAGCAAUCUAAUUGUCGUAAAAGAGCAGUUAUUCCAUCCAAACAGGGAAAAAAAACACCCCGCAAUGGAAAUUCCUUUGAGAGAUCUCACAGUAGUAGUGCCACGUCCAGCUGCGCGUUCUCACAGCACGCGAAGGAGAAACAGCAAAGCAGUGAUCACCUCUACUUUUACCAAAACAAAAUUCAGUUUCACACGUCCAACAUAAAACACUUCGAUUCGCUAAACAUAGACGACAUGAAUCUCGUUAACAUACUACUUAAGUGCGUCUUUUACGAAAAUUUAUAUGCCCUGAACAGGUACUCCUAUUUGCUGUAUAUCCACGUGCACAGUGCUAACCAUGUAUUGCGCAGUGGUUUGGGGGGAAGACAUGUCCUGAGAGACGCGCUGUGGUGGGAGGGGCACAAGGCGAGAGACGAAAGAGAGGAAUCACAGAAAUGCUCGAAGACUGCACUCCUUCUAAGUAAAGAUCGCCUACCCAUGGAAAUGAUAAAACUCUUCGACUGUUACGAGACGUUCAACUUUAAGAAUGCCAAUUUUUACAUCAGCAUAAACAGGGAGGACCUCUACUUCAACAAAUGCUUCGACUCCACAAAUACAAGAGUGAAGAAAAAUUUUUAUCAAGUUUUAGAUAUUUUGAAUAGGAGUUUCCACAGCGCUCUUCUGAGUGAUGGUCCUCUCCAUCGCUAUGGUAAGCGCGCGUACGGUAAGGAGAAACACGACUCGCGCAGUGAGGAAAAACGGAAGAGAGCCCAGAGAGAGGAUCAAGCGAACAACAGCUACGAUAAAAAGAACCUAAUUGUCCAGAAGAGCUACCUAAGCGAGUACAAAAUAUUGAAAGACUGUUGCUUUUUCUUCGAUACAUUUAAAAUGGAUCGAAAUAUCUCCUCGUGUUAUUUUCCGCACAACAAAGAUCCCGUACUCGUCUACCUGAAUAAUUUCCACAAUUAUUACUUCUCCAAAUAUUACAAGAAACGAAAGAUACAGCUGUUGAAAGAUAAGGAGGACGGCGUCGAGCAGGAGGAGGAGGAAGAAGAGGAGGAAGGACGUGCACAAAAUAGGGACCUAAUCGAUUUGAUAGACCUGGAAAACUCCUCAGACAGUUUAGAAAGCGCAUAUAUUCACAAACACAAGUACAACAGGAAGAAUGUAAAUCAGCAUUUAAAAAAAAUAAUCAAACUGGUCAAUUUAGACAAAUUAGAAGAGAAGAAAAUACUUAUCGACACCAAAAUUAACGGAAAUAUUGACAAAGUUUUAGAUUUAAUGCACCUUUAUUAUACCCUAGAAAAAUUUUACAAAAUGAAAUAUAUCUGCAUGUUUAACAUUAGCGAAAUUAACUUCUUCGACAUUAUCAACUCGAUUCAUUACAAACCGGACAUCAAUUUUAACAUAAAGUAUAAUUUGUAUGUAUAUUUAUUUGAGUACAGACAGAACCAAAGUCGCCUUAGCAAUUUAUCGAUCCCUCCGACCGAUAGCUUUUCCCUUAAUGUACCAUCUCGCGCCUAUAGUAGGGAUCCCGUGGAUGGCUCCAACCGGCGCCCCAGCGCUACCUUUUACAACUACGCCAAUUCGUUGAAUGAAAAUGGAUUUCCUGUGAAUAGCGGGCCGAGCAAUGGGGAAAAUCGCCUAGAUGUGAACCUGACGAAUCAGGCAACCGGGAUGAAUGGGAACAAUGGGGUUAGUGGACCCCAUCCCGUUGCUGUCCACAGAGCCUCUAACCCUGUCGCUGAGUCCCCAAGGAACAACGCCCUCGGAACGGGAUACCCAAAUGGCGCGCCCACUGCCAGCAUUCCCCGUAGGAACAGCAACGUCCUAAUCAGAGACAACUCCGAAAAUGACAUUCAAAAUAUUCAUUUGCGCAACGCUGCUUCGUAUCAUUACACACGAUUUGAUAACAACCAGAACAACAUUAACAGAAACGUUGGGAGCAACAUGCGGUUUAACACUGACACCUUCAACGAACCAUCCGAAGUCACCAUGCUGAAUAGGAGAAUACGGGAAUUUAAUAGCUACUGGCACAUGCGCACUAAUGAGUUAAGGACAAAUCAUAAUUUAAAUUAUCGAAGCUUGCUUAACACUUCGAGGAGCAUGCAGCGUCAAGGCAGCAACUCGGGGAAUCGCUUCAGUUACAAUCAAAAUAGGACCCCGGAAAGAAACACAGGGAAUGCGAUUUCUAGAAAUUAUGGUAACCGCUUAAAUGUGCUACCUCUAAACAGUACAGUUGGUAACUACCGGGACGUGGGUAGAGCCAACUCGUACAAUGUAAGUCGGAAUGUGCCGACUAGCAUGGAGGAGAGCCCACCCAUUAGUCACUUCGAGAACAGCCCCCUGAAUAGCCACCGAAUGAAUGGCAUCCAUGGGAGCAACCACAACGAGGGCGGCGCCCACGUCGGCCACAGCAGUCACAGCGGAAACAAUAACGAUUACGGAGGAAACAAUAACGAUUACGGUGGAAACAAUAACGAUUACGGUGGAAACAAUAACGAUUACGGUGGAAACAAUAACGAUUACGGUGGAAACAAUAACGAUUACGGCGGCAACAACGGACACAACGAUAGCUCUGUGCACCUCGCGAGGGAUAGCUCCUUUCUUCCCUUCAGUGCCGCGCACAGCAACAACGCGAAUCAGAGAGAUAAGCUGCACAAUUUGAAAUACUCUUUGAAAAAAAAAAAAAAAACAACAUGAAUGAAGACAGACAAAAUCGAGAAAAUCUUCAUCCUAAAUAAAAAGCUUAAAGAGUUACAGGCUUGCAAAAAUGUAUUACGCAAUUUUAACACCGUGCCUAUGAGGGAGCUAGCCAAUAAAAUAGGAGUUCAAGCAUCUACACACACGGGAGACUUUUUCGAUAACUUCCAAUUUAACAAUAGCACAUCGCACAAUGUAUUGACACAUAGAGAGUCGCUCAGAAACAACGAAAUGGAUAAUAACCGGUCUGGUGUUCCAAAUGAAGUACAAGAUUCGACUAGCUCCUCCUCAUACCAGGAAAGUGAUUACAAUAGCGACUUUAAUAAAACUUGGGAAGUACCCGAAUGUGUGGAUUCACCCAAAAGUAUGAUCGAUGUGGAAGGUGACGGAGAAAAUGGGCGCCCGAAUGGGGAUCACCAACACGGUGGUCGAAGCGAUGCUCCAGGAGACGACCCAAUUAGGCGAGCCAAUACAAACUCGAAAAAGCUUUACAAUGACAGUUACAACCCCAAUGGGAAUGACUCCUCUAAUGACGAGUUUUAUUCGAGUAAUUUUUUAUACACGCCCAACAAAGCUGCUAACGAGACGAUGGGCCAGGAGAAAAUAAACGACAUUUCUUUCGAUAACAUAAAUCGCAGAUAUAGCUGCAACAGGUCCAUUAACGACACGGAGACGAGGAGGGACAGCCAAAUAUCGUUUCUGUACUACGACAGAAGAAACAGCUUCAUGCUGAAUAGCCUGCCUAGGAGGGAAAGCAACGGAUCGCUGCCGGUGCUCAAUGAGGUCAGCUCGAAUUUAAAUGGGGAACCUGGAAGGCGUAGCAGCGGUGGGGAAGUUUACCGAGGCAAUUAUGGUGGGGAAGUUUACCGAGGUAAUUAUGACGGUGCAGUUGACCGAGGUAAUUAUGGCGGUGCAGUUGACCGAGGUAACUAUGGCGAUGCAGUUGACCGAGGUAACUAUGGCGAUGCAGUUGACCGAGGUAACUAUGGCGGUGCAGUUGACCGAGGUAACUAUGGCGGUGGAGAUAACCGGCGGGGCGAGCGAGUGGCGCACAGCCGGCCGUCCAUAAACUCCAGCAGGAGCGUGAGAAACAGUGCAGUGUCCAGCGUAAUCCAGAGAGAACGAACCCACCAAGCGAACGAUGCUAUGUCCAGCUACAACAACACACCAAUGGAGGAAUACACAAACCUGUACGACGUAAACGAUUUUAAAAAUAGAAAAAAAUUAAAUAAAAAAAUUGAUUACUAUGAUUUCACAUUUGACAAGGCCAAGUGCAUUAAAUACAAUAAUUUUGUGAAUGGAAAAAUCAGAAACGCAUUCAAAUUGCAAUGCUCCCUAUGCCAAACGAUUUUGUACAAAAAAUAUGACGACAUGCAAAAGAAGAAAAACACCGUCCUAGUAAACAUUAUAAAUCAUGAAAAUUAUUUAUUUAAAUUUCUGAAUAAGAAUUAUAAAUAUUGUGGGAUGUACUUUCUUGCGGGAUUAAUAUACGGCUUAGGAUUAUUACAAUUUUUUAAGAGUUUAAAAAUUUCUCUAUUUUUACAGUACAUUUUGAAGUACAAAAAUAGGUGCCUCUACAUUUGUUCUAUUUUGGGCAUAUCUCUAUCGUUAAUAUCAUCGAAGAAUCGCGAGUUAACGUCUAUAUGUCUAAGUGCUCUGUUCAAAGAAUUAUAUGACGGCAAGAAGAAACUGAAUUUGGACAGUUUGCUUUUUCAAUGUUUUAACGAACAUGGGCAAAGGGACGAUAACUACAAAUUUACGGAUAAGGUGGGCACGAAAAUUGAGUACUUGAAAAAAGAGGGAUGUGUGAAAAGGGGAACAGAAUCUAGACACGCGUGUGUAGGGGACGAUUCCAACUAUUUUAAUCUGCUCUAUGCACAUGACAACGAAUUAUCCGAUGAAGACACUUCAACCGUUCCGAUGACCAGUGACGAUGCGUCGUCCCUUUCGUGCAACACCCUUGAUCGAAAUAUAGGCAGUGGGAUAGGGAACCCCCUGGGUGAAUCCACCAGCUAUCAGCACCACCGCGAGGGGCACGCGGAGGAGGGCAUUUACAACGUAACGGGAGGAAGCACCGACGUGAAUUAUUACCCAAAUGGGGAUUCUAAUGCAGACCCGGGGAUGCUAAUUCGGGCGGACACUCCGCAGAACGGGGACGCGGGGGUUAAGCAGGACGAUCAAGAAGGAAGUUCAAAAGAGGACCAUGACUGGGGUGGCAAGGAACAUUACGAUGGGGGUGCUAAACAGGACUACUCAGAUAAGACAUAUAAACUGGACUACGACAAGGCGUACCCCCUGCAUUACGACCUUACGGGUGGACAGUGCGAGAGAAUGGAAUACCUCAAUGAGGGAGUUGACCCCGCGGAGGAGGGAACACCGCAUUACACGUAUCGCCCUAGCAAAGGUGACGACGUGGAUCCAUUCACUGAUAAGUUCAGCGAGGAGUGGGAGGAGCGAAAUGAAUAUAUGCGUCAGUACAUACGUGACCGAUCGGGUAAAGAGGACGACGUGGAGGAGGACCCAAACGAUGACGAGGAUCAAAACGUACAGGAUGGCAUACGAGAUUGCAUAAGGGACGAAAAAAAUGGCUGUCCAGAUGAUUACACUUUUGGGGAUCUACUAGAUGGUGACCCAGAAAAUCGACCAGAUAAUAUAGACGAAGUGUACUCCCUUAUGAACUCCCCCAUGUGCAAUUCGAUUUUCUCCGAAAAUUCUCAAGAGAAAAAGAAAACCAAAAGGGUAGACCACAAAUGGCAGAAAAUGAAAAGCAGCAGUAGAAAGAAAAAAAAAUCUUUAGACAACCUAGUCCUGAGUACGAACUUCCUUUGUCUAGGGUACCUCCACAUGAAUAGCAACAAUAAAUAUUUGACAAGAUACAUUUUUAAACUGUUACAAAAGAGCAAUCUGAGCAAGUUAAAUUUAUUGUGCAUUUUCUGGUCUAUAGGAAGUAUCAAUUUUUAAAUGCACAAAAACGAUUUAACCUUUUCCAUGAAAAGUUUACAUUCAGAUAAUAUGUCCUACGACAUAAUGCACAUUAUCAUCUCAUCUGCCGUAGCAGUUUCAUUAUCCUUUUUCAAAAGCAACAAUAUUCACGCCUUUAAUAUGAUUUUUAUGCCCUCCAUAAUGGACCACAUAUACUAUUUUAAUCAGUACGAAAUUAUGGUAAAAUCUUUUGCGCGGAAUAUGAUCAUCUUCGACUUUGUGGAUUUAUCUCAUGAAUACAUCCUGUCGAAUAUUCCUCCUUUCUUGAGGAUUCUUCCUAACGAUUGGAGUAGAAAGAAGAAGAGUAAGCUACCCUAUAUGUACUUGAUUAACAAAAAUGGAACCUUUAAGGAUAAAGAACUGGAGAGAAAAUUCAUCGUCCUAAAUGGGCACCUAAAUUGGGGCCACGAUUUUGUGCGUAACGAGAUGAAUAGGAUGUACGAGGGUGGUCGCUAUUUUCGUCUAACCAAGCAGAGCUUUGUACAUUGCUACAGGGAUAAGCUAUCCCCGGGGGGCGCUCCCCUGAGGUAUUAUUUCCACGGCGGAGGUAGCGGCGUACACGGAGUAGACGCAGUAGAUGGAGUAGACGGAGUAGACGGCGUGCAUGGCGUACAUGGCGCACAUGGCGUACGUGGAGGAGGAACCCACGCUAGAAGCUAUGACCGCGUCGACUGCCCAGGUGCAUAUGUCGCAGACACAAGUAGCGACCAACAGACCAACGCAGAGAAGCGCAAUCACGAACACAGUUUGCUAAAAGAUUACACCUUCGUCUAUAACUGCGAAAUGCUCAGGUACUACAUCAUCAUGGGGGUGCUACAAGUCCUCAGCUUAAAAUACCUUUCGACGCACCACGAGCAUUUCAAGAAAAUAUGCUUCGAAUAUAUCUCCUACUUUGAAAAUAUUAAUAAAGGAAUUUAUGCCAAAAAGAAGUUGGAGAAGCUGUACAAAAAGGUAAACUAUUUGGUCCAAAAGAUUAAGGAUAAGGUUAAGAGGGAGAACCUUGUGCAGGACCUCCUUCCAAGUGUACACGAAGUUAUGCGCGAGACGAGUGGGAAGAAGUCCGAGGGAGGUGUGCCCACAAGUGGGGUGGUUCAUCAGAUGGGGGGGGGAAGUUUAAGCGGCAGGGAAACCGAAGUUAGGGUUAGCGACUCGAUAAAUGGGCAGCUAUGGAGCGAUGGUGGCGAAGAUGACGAUGAUGAUCACGAUGGUGGCGGAGAUGAUGAUGGCAAUCACGAUGGUGGCGAAGAUGAUGAUGGCCGCUAUACGGACCCCCGCCAUAGCUGCGGAGAAGAGCGGCGGGGAGACCUGGAUGACCAAAUCAACAAUCGCCUGCAUGACCAAAUCAACAGUCGCCUGCAUGACCUCAUUGCGCAUCUGGAGUAUGACGACUACUCCAGCGAUUCCGAGGACGCAAAAAAGAAGAUCGGUUCAUCGCACUCCAGAAAAAGGAACGAAACGGAUGGAAGAACGCAGAAAGAAGUGAAGCAAAGACAAAGCGCAGACUCGACAAACAUCAUGGGGGUCACAUCCACCACCAAAAAAAACUCAGUGUACUCUCACAUAUACAAAUUAAUUUUGAAGUAUGUUAAAAAGAUAAAGAAAAUGAAGAAAUGCUUACACAAUUGGUACUCUCCUGUGGAGGACGAAAAUUACAUAACCAGUCGAUUGUUAGGAAAGAAGUAUCAUAAUGAGGAGAACCACUUGUACAAAAUAAAGGAGGAAGAUGUGAACGAUAUAGUCAAUUUGAUUUAUCAGUGCCUUUCCCUCGUCUUUGUCGGAAGUUGCGACAAAAUAUUGAAUAAAAAAAUAAAAAACAAAAUAAACAACCUAGUCAACAUCAGAGAUAAAAACACGAAUAAUUUGUACUACUACUACUUAGGGUAUAUAAACCUAGGCUUCUUUCACAUCUAUGAUUUGUCAUCCCAUUUUAUUAUUCAUCUGAUCGAAUUUAUGUACGUUCUCCUAAUUGACAAACGCUUUUUAAAAAUUUACGAUGUGACAUCAAACCAAUUUGUUAGCCUCCCCAUCCAGUUAAUCUACACGGAGAAAGUGAGCACCUACCAUUUGAAAACAAAUCGGGACAGUCACAAACAGGUGAGCAAUAAAAUCCAAAGAAACGCACUUAACAGAAACUUCUAUUUGCACAAAACGAAUUACACAAGUCUUAACAGAAAGGUAAUCCUCUCACCCAGUGCUAUCCCACACUUGGACAUCGUAAAUAUUUCCAUUUUGAAUAAUGAAUACUAUCACUUGAGCUUUUCCUGCUUCGAUGCGAAGAGGACGAAAAGGAGCUUCUCGAGAGGUACCGUGGGGAGGGACCCACAAACAGAUCCACACAUAUGCGAACGGAAGAGCGGAGAGCGCAUCACACCUGGACACCCCUGCGACAAGAACAAUAUUGUGAGAAAAAUAAUCAAGCGGGGAAUUCUCUUCGUUAAGAGGCGGGAAUAUAACAGCGUGCCGAUCGACUAUAAGCACUUGUUCGUGGCGGAGACACUUCGCAGCCUUUGUGAGGGGGGAGAAAAAAUGGGUAUGAAGGACAUUCCCCCUGAAAAGUUCACCAGGAAUAGCGACACAUGUAGGGGCACUUCCCUUAGGGACACCACAAACCUUCGCGGAAGCAAGCAGACAAAUGGAAGACAUAUCUGUAGCAGUGCGCUCUGGUUGGAGGAGCUUCACCCUAUGAGCAAAGAGAACGCUCUCGUGAUGAACCAAAAAGGAUCCCUCCUGGAGACCACCGAACAGAAGAAUAUCCUUAGGAACACCUUGAUGAGGCAUAAAGACAGCCAAAGCAGCAUAGCAAAAUUUUUACUGGAAGUGCUAAAGUACUAUGAGAAAAUCCCGUUGGCAUUUUCGGACGAUGCAAUGUUGCUAUUUCAAACGAAGGGGAAUUACAUACAUAAAAAUAUCAGCGAGCUACUAAUGCUAAAGUAUUACUUAAAAUUGGACGGAGAGAGAUCCUCCUCGGAAGAGACCCACCACGACGACCACUUGGUAGCAGAGGGAAAAUUUGCAAAGCUCUUUCUACUCUUCAAUGAGGAAUUUAGUAAGAAAUUUAUCGAAAUUGAAAAGUUUAAUAAACAAAAGGGAAGUAAAAAGGUACACUUCUUUCCCCUAAUCUAUGCUGUAAUUGUAGACUACUACGAGAGGAAGUGGUCCGCCCAGUGGGAUAAAAAAAUUUGGUCACUGCAUUCAGAAGAACAUAAUAAAAUAGUUGACACCCUUCGUAGCAAUGUGAAUAGCGCCUACUUGGAAGGAGACAAUGAGGAGGAUAGUAAAAACGACUUAAUCACCACCCGUGCGAUGUCAUCUGUGCCCAUCAUUAUAAACAAUAUCUACAACAACCAGCGCGCGCAAAACAACAUAUACACUCUUUACUACAAAAGUAGAGAGAAGAAGGAGAACAUACUGGUCAGCGAUAUGAGUCACUUAAAUCAGCUGAACCAACUGCUAGUCGAAUAUGCCCUCAAAAAGUUGAACCCCUUUGUGAAAUACCAACUAGUGAAACAAGUGCAAAACAAUUUCGAUUACUUUCUGCUGGUCCAAAAUUUACACAUAGAUCGAAGCGUCAAUUAUUUAUAUUUCCUGUCAGAUGUGUAUCAUUCCUUCUACCCAUUUUAUCAAUUCUUUUGUAAGUACUGGGAAGACCAUUACUUUGGCACCUUGGUAUCACCAAGAAGAGCAGAGAAGAAGUCAAUUUGCGAUUUGGAAUUCUUCGAUUAUGUUGCCAAUCCUGAGAGAGAUACCAAAGUUGUAGUCUUAGGGGGGGGAGUGGACCAAAGGGGAGACCUACCUGCGUAUUCGUUUCCAGAAAAAUCGAGCAGCUCCUACUUUUUGCGCCCCCCCAAAAGGAAUAAAAGGAAGGGGUAUGGUGCGGGGGGAAGGGCCGAAAGGGGAGGCAGUGCUUUCAAGGUAAAGGUUACGUGGAAGGAUGAAGCCGGGAAGGGCGUAUCAUGGAAGGAUGAAGCGGGAAAGAACGCAUCAUGGAAGGGCGAAGCGGGGAAAAACACAUCAUGGAGGGACGAAGCGGGGAAGAACGAGGCUAUAUCUUCUAACGACACGUUUGACAAAGUGAAGGACCUGCUGAGCCUCAAUUUUGACUAUCUCAAAAUCAUGCAGGGGAUCUACAAAAGGUCCAGCACAAGAAUGAGCCUGAUGAGUUACCUGCCCUUCUUUGGCACCGACUACCAUUUUGUCUACUUCUUUGAAAAUAACCUAAAGGUGAUAAAAAGGAUUUUCCAGCAGUAUUAUCACAAGGGCUACCCUCACAAAAGCAUCCUUUUUAACAAAAGAAAAAUUUCCACCAACGAUUCGAGUAACGUAGUUAAUUUAUUUACACAAUAUUGUAACUUCCCCAAUUAUUUCUCCUUUUGGAAUAUCGUUUUAUCUGAAAAGGAGGAUAACUUCCUUUUCGUGCCUCAGAGUAGACACCUCUACGAUCACAAGUAUAAUAGGUACAUUCGCUCCGUUAUUUCAAAAGCGGACCAGGUGUUGACCCACAACGAUAUGUUACAGGUCGAAACGAUGGGGAAGAAGCACAAGCAUACUUAUGCAAAGGUACCAAAUAGGAGCGCAGUUAAGUGUGGCCACUUCAACGCUUCUCGUGGGAAUGUUUUUUCUUCACAUGGUGCAGUCCCCCAAAAUGGCGAAACUCCCCUUCAUCGCAAAAGGAGAUACAUAAAAAUAGCGCUCAAAUGGAUUGACAAACGUAACUCACCAUCCGCUGGAAGAGUCAAUACAGAAGAGAAGUACCACCCCUUUGUGAUCCUCCAAAGAAUAGCACACACGAUUGAGAGGAACGCAAAAAAUGAAGUCUGUCCUAUUAGAAGAGCAUUCAUAGAAAAUAAGCAUGGAAAAGCAUCCCUCAGUGCAUACAACUUUUUCAAACACUGGAUAAGCAGAAGUGAACACUUAUCUAGCAAACUAGUUACGACGCAUAAUAUUUCAUUAAAUUCUGCAUGCAUCAAUUCUUUUUUCGCGGAUAUAUUACUUUGUUUUUUUAUUGGGAAUUUAUAA
This is a messenger RNA of Plasmodium cynomolgi strain B, 14856 nucleotides long. RefSeq lists its product as hypothetical. The record is from RefSeq and is a predicted model, not a curated record. NCBI's taxonomy places the organism in Eukaryota, Apicomplexa, Aconoidasida, Haemosporida, Plasmodiidae. Gene Ontology annotation, biological process: anaphase-promoting complex-dependent catabolic process; protein K11-linked ubiquitination; metaphase/anaphase transition of mitotic cell cycle. The coding region runs from base 1 to 6858 and encodes 2285 amino acids. The transcript is spliced from 6 exons. Gene Ontology annotation, molecular function: molecular adaptor activity. Gene Ontology annotation, cellular component: anaphase-promoting complex.